Molecule: messenger RNA, 1230 nt
Organism: Python bivittatus (Burmese python)
Lineage: Eukaryota; Metazoa; Chordata; Lepidosauria; Squamata; Pythonidae
Source: RefSeq, a predicted model, not a curated record
AGGCCCCGCGGGAGGAGGCAGGUCGGAGGCCGCCGCGGGGCCGGGCUUGCUACGACUCGGAGGAGCCCCGCUGAGGGGGAGGGGGGCGCCACUGGCACCGCGCCCUCCCGCCUCGGACCUGCCGCCCGUGGGAAGUUACAUGAUGUUCACAGAAGUGCUGAUUCGCCAAACAAGAUUGUUAAAGAAACUGCCCCCUGGUGGUCUGCCAAGGCAUCUCUGGGGCUGGCUAAAUGCAGUGUUCAAUCAGGUCGACCAUGAACGGAUCCAGGCUGUUGGUCCAGACAGAGCAGCUUCAGAGUGGCUCCUUCGGUGUGGCGCAUUGGUGCGCUACCAUGGCUAUGAUAGAUGGCAACAAGAUUACAAUGCACUCCCUAUGGGGCCGUUUGAGAAAUAUAAGAUCCAAGCAAUCGAUGCCACGGAAUCCUGCAUCAUGAACAAGGGAUUUGAUUAUUUGGAUGGUCUGAAGCAUCUUGAGGAAAUAAAAUUGUGCAAGUGCAUCUAUAUUGAGGAUGAGUGCUUACAGCGGAUUAGCGAGACUCCAAGCCUGCAGAAGAGCCUGCUGCGUUUGUUUCUCAUUUCUUGUGGGAAUGUCACAGACCAAGGCAUCAUUGCAUUGCAUAAGCUCAGCAACCUGGAAUAUUUGCUCCUGAGUGAUCUGCCUGGGAUCCGAGAGAAGGAAAGAACUGUUCAGUUCCUUAAGAAAUCAAUGCCAGCACUAGAGCUGGAAUUAGACUUGGAAUAAAGUUCUUGCCAUUCUAUUUGGCAUCAUUUGCAUUUUUAAAUCUGUGAAAUGAUCCUCCGAGCAGCCCAUGGCUAAUAUGGAAGUCCUUGGCUACUGAUUUUUUAUUUUUAUAUUUAUUUAUAUUUCAAAUUUGUCACCACCCAUCUCACCACAAAGUGACUCUGGGCGGUUUACAAUAAAAACUUACUUAAGAGAGGAAUGCUACAGACAGAAGCACGCAAAGCACAUAGUCUACUCCUUAAGCUCUGAUUACUCCCCUCGCAUGAGAUACAGAAUCCGAGAAUCUAUGGAGGAGAUGAGAAAUAUGUCUCCAUUCUUAAGGUUCUUUUACAUUUUUAUGGGAGGAGUUGACAUUAUAGGCUAAAUAUAGAGAUUGCUGGCCCGCAUAGUCAUAAGUAAAAGUGUUGUGAAUUAGCUUUUGGAGGAAAAUUCCUUUCCUACCCUGUCAUCUCAAAACAUUAAUAAAACCCCUUUUCUGCUUGGAUAAA